Molecule: messenger RNA, 366 nt
Organism: Verticillium alfalfae VaMs.102
Lineage: Eukaryota; Fungi; Ascomycota; Sordariomycetes; Glomerellales; Plectosphaerellaceae
Exons: 2
Coding region: 1-366 (121 amino acids)
Source: RefSeq, a predicted model, not a curated record
AUGGACGACGUCGGUCUCGGAACCUCGCCGCUGAACACUGCGUGUUUUCCUGGCGUGGGUGGAGUGAGCCUCCUCGAGCUUGUGGUCCUCGUGCUUGUGAUCCUCGAGCUUGUGGCGUUUAUGGCCGAAUCGGGAGUGGUCCUGUUGUCAAAGGUGCGGACCGAGCGCAAGAGGGAGUUCCAAGCUCAAAGGCCCUGGCCAGAGCUGGUCCAGGUGCAGCCCUUUUCUUGGAAACUCAAGCCUCGCUGGGUUCGCGCUGCGUACGCAAAGGCUGACGGAUGGGAUCUGGGACAGCUGGGUGCGCUGUGCUCUGUGCUGCUCUGUGCUCUCAACGGCGCGCGCUGGUCGGAUCUGUUCGGCUGGUGA